AUGAGCCAUCAGCAGGACGGGACGGGACGGGCCCAAUUCGUGAUGGUGGCCUCGGUCGCGGAGUCCAUGGCCCGAUCCAUGAACCUCCCCUCCGUCGCCGCACUCCUCCCCCACCUCGUCCCCGCCGCCCAGUCCCUCGCCCGCCCCCCGAUCUCUAACUACCACGUCGGCGCCGUCGGACUCGGCUCCGACGGCCGCGUCUUCGUCGGCGUGAACCUCGAGUUCCCCGGCCUCCCACUCCACCACUCAGUCCACGCCGAGCAGUUCCUCCUCACCAGCCUCGCCGUCCACCGCUGCCCCUCCCUCCUCUCCCUCGCCGUCUCCUCCGCCCCCUGCGGCCACUGCCGCCAGUUCCUCCAGGAACUCCGCGGCUCCUCCUCCCUCCAGAUCCUCGUCACCGGCGACGGCGAUCGGGAUCCCAUCCAGAAUCCCGAUUUCAAACCCCUACCCAAGUACCUGCCGAAUCCCUUCGGCCCUCACGAUCUGCUCGAUCGUGGCACCCCGCUUCUGCUGGAGCAGCACGACCAUGGCCUGGAUCUGUUGCCCCAAAACGACGACGCAUUUUCAGAUCACAAUUCUCUUAAUUCGGGAAAAUUAAUCAACGGAAAUUUUGAUAAAUUCGAAGCAGAUGUGAUCCUUCUGAGAGAAGCUGCUCUGGAGGCCGCCAACUGCUCCCACGCACCCUACAGCGGGUGCCCGUCAGGUGUGGCCUUAAUGGAUUGUGAAGGAAACGUGUACAAGGGCUCGUACGAGGAGUCAGCAGCCUAUAACCCUAGCUUGGGGCCCGUGCAGGCGGCAUUGGUGGCAUACGUGGCCGGAGGUGGGGCUGGUUAUGAUAGAAUUGUACGGGCGGCCUUAGCCGAGAAGGCAGGAGUAAAAGUCCAGCAGGAAGAUACUGCCCGGCUGCUGUUGAAGGCCAUUUCCCCUAACUGUGAGUUUCAGGCCUUCCAUUGUGGCUCGGUUGGGAAAACCAGUCCAAAGGUUUCUGGAUAA
This is a messenger RNA of Striga asiatica, 993 nucleotides long. NCBI's taxonomy places the organism in Eukaryota, Viridiplantae, Streptophyta, Magnoliopsida, Lamiales, Orobanchaceae. The record is from the annotation of a GenBank genome assembly.